Xylaria bambusicola is the source of this 2138-nucleotide messenger RNA. RefSeq lists its product as uncharacterized. The transcript is spliced from 2 exons. Gene Ontology annotation, biological process: spliceosomal snRNP assembly. NCBI's taxonomy places the organism in Eukaryota, Fungi, Ascomycota, Sordariomycetes, Xylariales, Xylariaceae. The record is from RefSeq and is a predicted model, not a curated record. Bases 217 to 1872 code for a protein of 551 amino acids.
CUCUGCCCAGUGGUACCUUAUACCUUGGCUUUCUAGAAUAUUGCUACUACCUGCAUAUUAUGUAAUCAUGCGAUACUGUCUAGAUAAGACGGCGCCUAACAUUGCAGCCUGUUCUGGUUGGAACCAACCAAACACCUAUUCUACAAUUGAAUUCGGUCACGCUUCUGUUCCUUUCAACAUCAAUAGACAUUCCAUUUUACCCAGUUUGGUCUAACCAUGGUCUCGAAACGAUCGGCCGAGGAUGAGACCGAGUCAAAAGUUCCAAAGAAUAAGCGCCACAAGCCCACUCGAACAGACCCGAUGUCAGGCCAACGCGGCGCGUUUGGGGACUUGGGCGGUGCAACAACAGCGCCUGCUGGUGACAGCGACUUAGAUUGUGAAGAUGACUCUGAAGCUUUGGCAUAUCUGAGAUCUGUCAGAACCCAAGCGUCUACAAUACCACAUGUGCUCGUUGCGACGAAGGCUGGACCUCCUCCCCCACCCCAGGCUCCUACAAGGGCUGGCGAGGAUGACGAAGAACAACCGGCCGACCGGACGAUAUACGAGAACGGCAUCGGUGACUUUCGAGGAUAUUACCAGGAUGGUGCAUACGUAGCGUGCCCAGAUGGUCGUUGGGGUGAUUGCGAUGAAAACGAAGAGCUCUACGAAGGGGACUAUGACGGAGACGAUCGUGAACAGACUAAAUCGGAGAAUGACAAUGACCCUGAUGCUUCGGAGUCGGAUGACGAUCGCCCACGCAAUAGCAGCGCUGAUGAGAUUCGAGAUGCUUAUUUCACCUCUAUCACAAAUCGAUACAUCACGCUCCGUAAACUCCUACAGACCGAACCCCCGGAUACCGCACUGCGUGUUCUUCCCGCAACGAACCCUUCCGAGGUUGGCGAAUGGAAGCGCGGUGCGGAUACCUUCCAGAAGUGGGAGGGGCGUCUGAGAACCACAGAUCCUCUUCCGGCCCAGAUCGCUGCCAUGCACAAGGAUAGUGUCUUUCGCUUGAUACGUGUUAUUCUUACUUGCAAGUUCCUUCGUAAGAGAGCACAACUGCGUGAGCGCACUAGUCGUUGGAUUUGGGCGCUGCUCGCACGUUUACCCGAUGCGGGUGAACUCGAUUACAUGGAGGUCGGCUAUGUUCGUGAGCUCGGGAAGAGAGCUGUCCUGAUGAUGGUCUCUUUGGCCGAGCUCGAAGUGCUCCGGGAACAUUACGACGUCGCUGGUAGUAGCCCGGGCGACCAGGACGAAUACGAGGUUGACGUAGAUGUCGAUGAGUGCUACGACGAUGCUCUCAGCCAAGACAGUCCCGUUGAUAUUGCCAAUGCUCCCACUCCGGAAGACACGAGGGAGCACGUCGAACAAACCAUCGGCCCCCGCGCAUCAACGCCGGGUAAUGGCGCCAAUCAGAAACCCGAUACCGCUACGGAUACGAAGCAUGAAGCUGAAACUACGUACCUGCAAGAACCGAGCCCCGGCGAUACUUCAGACGUAGAGAUGCAGCUAGAUUCCGACAUGGAGGACGGAGAAGUAGCAGACGAACCCCCUCCACCACGUGCAGAUUCUGUAGCUGACAUCGAGACGGCAAAGGCCCAACUUUUGGCGCGCCUCAGCGACGCCGUCGAGGAUGAUGGAGUUAAAGACCUCGAUCUCUCUUCCCCUGUACCACCUUCCGCCAAACCGACCCGGCUUGAUGCUGAGGCGGCUCAGACUACGCCCGACUCUAGGAUAGACGAGAGCGAAGAGGACGAGCGCUAUCAAGCAUUAGACCGCGACAAGAUCAACGAGCGCGCCACGCUCAACAUGAUCCUGACCGUGGCCGGCGAGUUCUACGGGCAGCGAGAUCUCCUCGAAUUUCGAGACCCCUUCGGCGGCCUCCAUUUUGAGUAAGCGAGUAGGUGUGCGACCCCAGUUUUUCGCUGUUGUGCUCAAUUUGAUAUCAACCUCGCCGACCUGGAUAUGUCUGGGUGAGUAUUACGUUUAAAUGUCCUGGUAACAGCCUCUCUCACCGCAUGCGUCACGCUUACUAUACCGCCCUUUGCGUAAUGUUUCGAGGGACCUAGGUAGGAUCUACAUAUUCAUAGAAAAUAAUGCAUAGACUCGAGUCUUGACUUCGUUCGUUCGUGGACUCCUGCAACCAUCGACAAUUUUAUAAU